Molecule: messenger RNA, 987 nt
Organism: Aphanomyces astaci
Lineage: Eukaryota; Oomycota; Saprolegniomycetes; Saprolegniales; Verrucalvaceae
Exons: 2
Coding region: 1-987 (328 amino acids)
Source: RefSeq, a predicted model, not a curated record
AUGCAAGCAGCGAUUCGAAGCAAGGAAUCUCGAAAAGAGCAUGCGAUUCGCCUAGAGAAGCUGAAGGCAAAGCGCGCAAUGGAAUCUACCGAGGAGCACGCAAGGCGCCUGCAGAACCUCAAGACGCAAAGAGCCGCGGAAGAUUCUCAAAAACAUGCCAUGCGUCUGCAGAGAUUAAAAGCAAAUCGAGCGAUGCAAACCCCAGAAGAACAUGCUAGGCGACUUCAAAACCUCAAGGCAAAGAGAGUUAUGGAAUCCCCAGAGCAACAUCGAGCUCGAUUGGACAGCCUUAAAGCUCAGCGCAGUAUGGAAUCUCCAGACCAACGCACGAGCCGUUUGAGUAAGCUUCAAGCAAAUCGGCAGCUGGAGUUACCUGAAGAUCGUGACGUUCGAUUGACUACAUUGAAAGUUCAGUACUCAGCUCAAACUGUGGAGGCGCGAUCAAGUCGUUUGGGGUACCUUAAGGCGCAACGAAAGGCUUUGCAUGUGUCUGAAAGCGUCGAAGUACGGAAGAGCCGACUUGAACGCCGGCGACAAGGGCUUCAUCGCGUUCAAGAAGCCAAGAGCAACGAUGUAACUGCCUCGGAAGCGCAAUGUGCUGCACUGGACGACGCUGGCUUGCUGCAUGAAUGCUCCAAGGACAUGAAGUCCAAAAUCCUGGGUGAAUUGGGAUUUGCCCUUGGCCCCUCUGGAAUGGAUCAAUGUGUGUGCUGUGUGUGCGAUCGUUUGGCAUUUACAACUGAUGUCCAUGUGUACUCAACCGAAGAUAAGGACAUCCUGCAAUCCAUGGCAGCCCGCUUGCGAAAUCCUGACGCCACGUUGUGCGAUGAGUUGGUCGCGUUUUACGAUUGCAAGGACAUCCAUCCUGCCUUUGUUGGUUUGAUGCUCUCGCGCAAAGGCAUCACGCAUGCUGGCAAUGUCAACAACAUCGAAAAUCCGAAGGAUGUCGACUUCAACGUUUGCUUGGAGUGUGAAAUCCGAGCGUGA